Purpureocillium lilacinum is the source of this 258-nucleotide messenger RNA. NCBI's taxonomy places the organism in Eukaryota, Fungi, Ascomycota, Sordariomycetes, Hypocreales, Ophiocordycipitaceae. The record is from RefSeq and is a predicted model, not a curated record.
AUGGAAGAAGCAAAACUGGGGUGCGUGCCUGGAUCUGGGCUGGUGGUUUGGACGCGGACGAGUGAGGAGGCGGGCAGGAGCAGAUCCUUCGCGGUGUCGUCACUCCUUCCUGGACUUUGCUCCGGACUUUGUACACGACGCACGAGCAUGAGGCGACUCUACUACUGUACUGUACCUACUCGUAAGGUACUCGUGCAGCAGCAGCACCGUCCGUCUGCUUCCCGCACCGACCGACUCGACUCGACUCGUCUCCCGUAA